CCAAUCUCUCGUAUAGCUGAUCGUGACUCGAAAUCAUUUUGAAUUUUUAUUUUUUUGUAUCAUUGUAAUUGAAACCCAAAGUAACCGAAAGACGGCAGCACAUAUGAUUUUUAAAAAUCACAAAAGUUUGUACAUUUCGUUCGUGCAUGCUGACAUUGCUGACAUAACCUGCAGACGACAUUUAAUUUAAUUAGUAUUUAGUUAACAAAGCUUCAAAACAAGAACUAAUAUCUCUGAGCCGGGGUCAAAUAUUAAUUCUAUCUAUAAAAAUGGCCAGUAGAGAAAUGAACAAAUUGAAGCUGUCCAAAAGUAUUUUGGAAAUGAAGUUCAUGAAAAGAACAAAGGAAAAGGUAGAAAAACAACUCUAUCAAGAGGAAGGAGAAGAAUAUUUUGGUAGCGCCUUAACGACUCGUAUGAAAAAUGCAUCUGGCAGAUUCAUUAUAGAACCGAGUUACAUGUUUUGUGAACAAUUGCGAGACGGUCGGGUGAGUUACCAGGGAAUGAAUCUGGAGAUAGAAAAACUAAUGGACUUGGAAGAAAGUGCAAAGUUGGCAAAAACACAGCCAAAACGAGAAGCUGAGAUUUCAGAUGAACAAAUGGCUAAACGUUGGAAACCUUCAGAAAUAACGUCAAUGGAAAAUAAAUUUAAAACUAAGCGACAAAGGCGACAUGAUAGGCAGCGAGUAAACAAGAAAUGUAAAUUUCUGAAACCAAAGGAUUGACUAGAUUUAGUUUCUAGUAUUUUUUAAAUUAUCGUUAAGAUAUCUGUACUAUUAUAAGAAUUGUUAGAGACGAUAAAACUUUGGAGUUUUACAAACGAGGGUGUAAUGUAUUCAAACUUGCAUAAGAAUAGGAAAAUAAAUUCAAUUUUCUAUUUCCAA
Molecule: messenger RNA, 881 nt
Organism: Venturia canescens
Lineage: Eukaryota; Metazoa; Arthropoda; Insecta; Hymenoptera; Ichneumonidae
Gene: Mpp6
Product: M-phase phosphoprotein 6
Exons: 3
Coding region: 270-722 (150 amino acids)
Biological process (GO): maturation of 5.8S rRNA
Source: RefSeq, a predicted model, not a curated record